Molecule: messenger RNA, 1638 nt
Organism: Clunio marinus
Lineage: Eukaryota; Metazoa; Arthropoda; Insecta; Diptera; Chironomidae
Source: the annotation of a GenBank genome assembly
UAGUUCAUUUUGUACAAAAAAAAAACUUUAAUUGUGUUAUCACUAAGGAAAUCAAUUGAAAUGACAAAAGGAAUGAUGAUGACAUUGACACAGUCAAGAGAGUAAAUGUUUGUGGAAGAUUAUGAGAGAAUUUCCUUGACGACUUCAUUCAUUCAGUCAAUUUUAUUGAAAGGUUUAAUCUGAUCGCGAUCAAUAAAUCAAAUCUUUUUAAUAUCAAUUUUAAUUAAAUAAAUAAAAGUUCAAAAAUGGUAGUUAAAAUGUUUGAAGAAAAUCACCGUAGGCAGUUAGUGAAAGAUUAUUUAGAAGCACAUGGACCGCAGUCAUUAAAAAUGUUGAAAGAUGGAUUUCAGAGAACUAAAGUUAAACUUCCUUUCACUGAAAGUGGCGAUAAAAUUCUGGGGGAAUGGUUGGAGACAAUUGAAGGUGUUGAACAUAAAUUUGCGAAAGGUGCGAUUGAAUAUUUCGUUUCGAAUGUAGACAAGAACAACAAUCAAAAUGUAAAUAUGAGAAGAAGACUUGUUCAUUCGCCAUUUUCAUCAACAUCAUCUUUAUUGUCGAAAACACGACAUUCUGAUGGAACGAACGAUUCAACUGCAACUAAGAAGUGCAUAAAUAUACAAAAUGACAAUGACAAACUUGAUUUUCCAAAUCUCUUCGGUUGCAUGUUGGUUGGUGAUGACAAUUUACUCAACAUCUCUUUGUUUGAUCUGAAGUUUCUACGAAAUCGUGAUGCGAAAGUUCGACAAAGCGGAAGUUGCAUAUCAGGAUUGACGAUAGCAAAAGCUACGAAACAAAUUGAAGAGAUUACCAAUCCAAUGAUUAAACAUGCGAUAAUUAAUGUCGGAUCAAUUGAUAUCGCUGAAGGUCGUCAACUAAUUGAGAUGAUAACAGACUUCUUUGAAUUGUUGAAUACUUGUGAACUUAAAUCUAUCACUCCAAUCAUCACAACACUUCCGCCUUUGCCCAACUACUCUCUGUUCAACAAGAAAGCGAUUCUUAACGAUUUCAAUUACUUCAUACGAAAAAACCUUUCGCAACAACAUUCUGUGAUCGAUUUGAACUUGUGCAUGUUGACGAAAGAUGGAACUGAGAAUUUGAGCUUUUAUCAGCCAGUGGGACGAUAUACAAGUGGAACCAAGAAGAUGUUGCUUCUCUGGAAUAAACUCGGUCGUCGGCGUGUCCAUAGAAUGCUUAUAAGGAAUCUCGGUGCUGCCAUUCUUUACGAAGAGAAUUAUGUAGGAGUUUAUGUUUAGAUUUUAUAAUGUGUCGUUGAUAUUUGUUUAAUGUUAAGGAUUUCUAUUCGAUUAGACUGCAGUCUCGUCGAAGCAAACUUUCUUCAGAGACUUUCGGUGCAUCAGAAAUUGACGUCAUUUCUCGAUGCCCUCAAAGUCUUAUGAAGAAUUAACUAAAAUUAAUCUCAAGAAUUCUUUCCAUUCAUAUUUUUGCUAGCAAUAUGAAUGAUCAAAGAAUUCUUUAAAAAAAUUCAUUUCAAGGAAUUUAAAUCAACCUCGAAUUUCAUUGAAUUCCUUGAAUUGCAAUUUUUUUCUUGCUUAAAUUUUCUGUCAAUUGAUUUGAACAAUUUUCUCGUCGACAACAAAAUUGCCAGAUAUUAAAUAAAGUUAUUGUAAUUAAACUGUU